AUGUCUAUGAUCUUCGAGGAAUACCAGGAAAAGGGAUCGGUUGACUCGUUCAAUGCCAGCCUUAGCACCGUGUACACGAGACUUGAGCAAAUUCGCCGAUCGGUUGGCCAAUGUCCAGAUGAGAUCCUUGCGCUGAAGAAUGAAGUCACCGACCUGAAGGUUCUUCUCCCAGACAUUGUGGGCAGGAAUAAUGAUGUCGAACAUGGUCGAUGCCAUCGCCCACUGCCUGCCAUCUCGAGGAUCCUCAUCCAUCUCGAAGAAAUUCUGCCUCGGGUCGAUGAUGCCGCACGAGCAUAUCUCAGUGCCAUGGGUACCCCAACGACGUUAUUAGGUCGUGCGACGAAAGCACAUCGUCGGCAAAAGUUGCGUGAGCUUGCGUCGUUGCUACACCAGAUUCGCCCGCUGCGGGAGCAGCUGAGAAAAGCUAUUGCGUCUGCUUCCGGACUUGUUCGAGUCGACCUGGCCCUUCUUGACGUUUCACGAGCUGAGAGAGCAACGACCGUGGCAAGGGAAAGGAGACAGAUCGACACGGCUCAAGGGGCACAAUGCAAGACUCGAGAAAUCAAUCAGCCAUUCAUGCUGAGAGACAACCUUCAGCUCCAGAAGACAGCACAAGACCACGUGUCUGCUAACGAGACCUUCGGUGCGCGGGCUACUUCUCUGGUCACAUUGCCGCCGAACAUGGCAUUCCAGAUGGACACCAUCAGUCCGUGGGACUCGUCUAUCUCUCACAUCGGCGUAACAGUCUCUCGCUACGGCCCAGACUCGUGCAAAAUAUGGUGUAGCUGCGUCUGUCACCAAAAGUGCUCGGUUAAUACGCCUCAGAUAUUCCAAGGCGUCUUCGGAAGUCUCUUCCUGGGUUACUCUGGUCUACCGUUGGGCCGACAAAAAUGCUCCAAAGCAUCCUGCACCCGCAACACUACCUUCAGCGUCAAAGCCACGUACCACUUCCCCUCGUGGUACUUUUCCCGCGCCGUCUCCCUGGGCAUUGUCAACACCCUCUCCAAAGUCUCCAUCCAUAUUUCACUACGCACCGUCGUCCAACGCUCUGAGCUCUUCAUCUUUGCAGCCCAAGGUAAUGUGCUAGCUGCGCGGGACAUACUCUCAAAGAAGCUCGCCCAUCCAGACGAGGUACACACAAAUUUCGGAAAUACGGCCUUACACUAUGCCAUCGACUUUGGCCAUCCGGAGAUCUGUGAGCUCCUCCUCCACGCCGGCGCGGACCCGACAAUCGAAAACAGUGUGGGCAGCUCCGCCGUGGACAAAGCGUGGACCGUCAUCCUCACGCAACCGGAGAAUUCCCCUCUCGCAGAGAAUUUCAAACGACUCUUCGGGUCAGGUGACGUCCUUGACGAAAAGGGCUUUUCUGUGAUUCACAAAUGCCUCCUCGGUCUCCUUCGCGUUAAAUUGCAGAAACUUCUCGAGUCUCGUGCCGCGGACGUCGACGCCGUGGAUACCGAGAACCGCACUGCUCUAUCGUGGGCAGCGCAGAGGGGCGACGUGAAGAGUGUGGCCCAGCUUCUCCGUCACGAUGCCGACCCCAACAUCUGCUCCAAAUUCAAGGCGUCCCCAUUGCACUAUGCACUGCGGAGCAAAUCUCCCGAAUGUGUUCGUCUGCUCGUCAAGGCCCGCGCAUCAGUAUCUUCCUGCGAUUGGGGCGGCUGGCCACCCGUGCACACCGCGGCGAUGAAUCAAGACGACCCGGCCUACAUGCUGGCUUUGAUCAACGGCGGCGCGGACGUGAAUGCCAUGGUGUCUCCUCCAAGCAGCGCGUCUGUUGGUGGAAGCGGUAGUAGUAGUCGAGGGAAGACGGCCCUGCACCGCGCUGCUCUGAACAACCGGUCGCGAAUGGUGACAUGUCUACUGGACCACGGAGCGCGGAUCGAUCAACAAAGCGCGGGCGGCUCGACCCCACUAAUGGAAGCAAUCGAUUACGAUAGUGUGAAUGUGAUUAGGGUGUUGAUGAGGAGAGGCGCAGACUACACCAUUGGUGAUGACGUGGGGCAGUCGAUUCUUCACCGUGUCGCGUCUAAGGGGAGUAUGAAGGCGUUGGACGUGCUUGCGAAUGGAGGGUUCGAUUUGUCGCAACUAAACCCCGAGAAACAGGAUGCCUUUGGCUACACAGCACGAGACAUUUUACACGGGGCCACGAGUAUUGCUUUGAGCGAGGAGUUUGUGCGAGCGAUGAAGGACUGGCUUGCGGUCCUGAUGAAGCGACGAAAUGAACAGUCUCCUCGACCUCGUCCCUGUCCCGGUGACGAAAACGAAGCCGAAGAAUCAUCAGAUCUGGACAGUGCCGACGAGUUUUUUGAAGCUCAAGAGAAUCUGGCAAUCCUUUGA
This is a messenger RNA of Fonsecaea pedrosoi CBS 271.37, 2340 nucleotides long. RefSeq lists its product as uncharacterized. The record is from RefSeq and is a predicted model, not a curated record. Gene Ontology annotation, molecular function: protein binding. Lineage: Eukaryota; Fungi; Ascomycota; Eurotiomycetes; Chaetothyriales; Herpotrichiellaceae. Bases 1 to 2340 code for a protein of 779 amino acids. The transcript has 2 exons.